Gorilla gorilla gorilla (western lowland gorilla) is the source of this 6316-nucleotide messenger RNA. RefSeq names its product solute carrier family 37 member 1 (gene SLC37A1). Gene Ontology annotation, biological process: phosphate ion transmembrane transport; glucose-6-phosphate transport. Gene Ontology annotation, cellular component: endoplasmic reticulum membrane. NCBI's taxonomy places the organism in Eukaryota, Metazoa, Chordata, Mammalia, Primates, Hominidae. Bases 741 to 2474 code for a protein of 577 amino acids. The transcript is spliced from 18 exons. Gene Ontology annotation, molecular function: glucose 6-phosphate:phosphate antiporter activity. The record is from RefSeq and is a predicted model, not a curated record.
CAAAAAGUAUUUUUCUAUGCGGUGGUUGAGACUCUUAGACUGGAGUUGCCCUUUAUCUUCUUUCUAAGGCACCUUCUUUUCUUCUUUCUUCCUCACACUCAUGCUGACUCUUUCGGCUGCUUUUCUCCCAGCCAAACUGAGCGAGGGGCUUUGUACCAGUGUUUCUGUCAUUGGCCUAUUGAGAGCCUGCCAGCGUCACUGCCUUUUUCUCUUUGAGGGCCGUGAAAUAUUUAUAUGUCUGCCUUGCUUGUGUGCUUCUGAAAAGUUGCAUAGAAACCAAAGAGCCAAAAAUAAAUAUGAUCUUAAUUGCCCAGGAUAGCAGGCUACACCAGAAACUUGUGGUUAGUUUUGUUGUAAACUAAACAUUUCAUCGUGCUUGUUCUGCUUUGUAAACUCAAGUGUGCAUCUCGAGUCCCAAGUUUCCCUUUGGUUACAGUUUCUUUAAAUAAAUGAAUGCUUUUGAUAUUGUGAUGUAAUAAUAAGAAACAUGCUUUUGGUCUCUGGCCCUGGCUCUGGGCACACAGCUCCUACAACCUUUAGUGCUGAGUGUCUUUUUGUUUGCUAAUGAGGUGACUGUGGCUGGGACUCCAGGACAGCCUCCUGGGGGACUGGUUGCCAGGGCAACCAACCACGUGAUUAGAGGUUGGGACUCCACCCGUGGACCUCUGGGGAGGGGAGGGAGCCCGCAGAGGUGGAGUGGAUCACCAGUGGCCGGUGUUGUGCUCGAUCGUGCCUGUGUAAUGAGGCCUCCACAGACUCCCUCAACGACAGCGUUUGGGGGCUUGCAGGCUGCUGAGCACGGGGAGGUUCCCGGAGGGUGGAGCCCUGGCGAGGGCACAGCAGCUCCGAGCUCCCUGCCCCAUACCUCGCCCUGUGCAUCUCUUCAUCUGUACAGAGCCUUCAUUUUUAUUUUGACAUUUCUGCUGUAUGCAAGUUUUCACUUAUCUCGAAAGCCUAUCAGCAUAGUUAAGGGUGAGCUCCACAAGUACUGCACUGCUUGGGAUGAAGCUGACGUCAGGUUCAGCAGCCAGAACAGGAAGUCUGGGUCCACUGCCCCCCACCAGCUCCCUGACAAUGAGACCGACUGUGGCUGGGCACCGUUUGAUAAGAACAACUAUCAGCAGCUGCUUGGGGCCCUGGACUACUCCUUCCUGUGCGCCUAUGCCGUGGGGAUGUACCUCAGUGGCAUCAUUGGGGAGCGCCUGCCGAUUAGGUAUUACCUAACUUUUGGGAUGCUCGCCAGCGGAGCCUUCACCGCCCUGUUCGGCUUAGGGUAUUUCUACAACAUCCACAGUUUCGGAUUCUACGUGGUAACUCAGGUCAUCAACGGGCUGGUGCAGACCACCGGCUGGCCCAGUGUCGUCACCUGCCUCGGCAACUGGUUUGGAAAAGGAAGGAGAGGUUUGAUUAUGGGGGUCUGGAACUCCCACACCUCCGUGGGCAACAUCUUGGGGUCAUUGAUCGCUGGCUACUGGGUGUCCACAUGCUGGGGCCUGUCUUUCGUCGUGCCUGGAGCCAUCGUGGCAGCCAUGGGGAUAGUGUGCUUUCUCUUCCUCAUUGAACAUCCGAAGGACGUCAGGUGCUCCUCCACCCUGGUGACGCACUCAAAAGGCUAUGAGAAUGGUACAAACAGAUUGAGACUCCAGAAGCAAAUCUUGAAGAGCGAAAAGAACAAGCCUCUGGACCCAGAGAUGCAGUGCCUGCUGCUCUCAGAUGGGAAGGGCUCCAUCCACCCGAACCACGUCGUCAUUCUCCCCGGGGACGGUGGGAGUGGCACAGCCGCCAUCAGCUUCACAGGGGCCUUGAAAAUUCCAGGCGUGAUAGAGUUCUCACUGUGUCUGCUGUUUGCCAAGCUGGUCAGCUAUACUUUCCUCUUCUGGCUGCCCCUGUACAUCACGAAUGUGGAUCACCUUGAUGCCAAAAAAGCGGGGGAGCUCUCCACCCUGUUUGACGUGGGCGGAAUCUUUGGUGGGAUCCUGGCAGGUGUGAUCUCAGACCGACUGGAGAAAAGGGCCUCCACCUGCGGCCUGAUGCUGCUGCUCGCGGCCCCCACGCUCUACAUCUUCUCCACCAUCAGCAAGAUGGGGCUUGAGGCCACCAUCGCCAUGCUGCUGCUCAGCGGAGCCCUGGUCAGUGGGCCCUACGCGCUCAUCACCACCGCCGUCUCCGCCGACCUGGGGACUCAUAAAAGUCUGAAAGGCAAUGCGCACGCCCUCUCCACCGUGACGGCCAUCAUUGACGGGACCGGCUCUGUAGGAGCAGCCCUGGGCCCCCUGCUGGCUGGGCUCCUCUCCCCGUCCGGCUGGAGCAAUGUGUUUUACAUGCUGAUGUUUGCAGAUGCCUGUGCCUUACUGGAAAUUCUAAAACUCAACUUCCCCACCACAUACAAAAUCAAAUACCAACUCUCAACCUAUGAACUUACUAGGUUUAAAUGGCUGUUCUUUGGAUCAUCUGUGGGUUUUUUUAAUGCCUGAAUGUUCUAAUGAAGCCUCCAGAUGGAUUUCCACUAAGUAGCAGUAAAAUUCCUGUCAUUACAACUGUUCAGAGAAUCUGAAAUAUCUUCUUUAGAAAUAUCUGGUAAUAUAUAUUGAAAAUUGUUUUGAUGCUUAGCCAAACGCAUAAGAAAGUAAAAGAACUCCCCAGGAGCCAGAAUUGUAAAGGCAAUAUAAAUACACAAGCUCAGGAAUCAAUGGGUUGGGGUGGUUGUGCCCACACUGGGUAAGAGACAAGGCGUUAGGCUGGCACAAGAUGAGGAUUUGGAACUGGAGACUUCGUCAUAGAGCCUAGAGCCAGGACCCUCGAAGAGCCAUGCUUGCAGUGAAAGAGUAUACUAGAUGAUAUCUGCACACUGGCACAGGAAGACAAUGGGAAUCUGCCCAUCUUAGCCAGAUUAGGGGGAAAAAAUCUCCCUUGAAAAUUUUUAGCCAUAGACCUCCCCACAGUCAGCUUUAAUCUUUGAGCUUAUAUAAAUAUAUUUUAAGUGAGCAAAGUUGGUCCUUAGGCAGUGAUAAUACAGAAGCAAAUAGGGACAAAUCUCAACCCUGCAGCAUAGGAUUUCUGUAGCUAACACCCUACUAAAGAUGAGCUCACAAUCCAAAAUAAUGAAACAUAAGGAAGCAAUCCACAUUGAAUGACAGUAACAGACAUAAAAAAUGGUGGAAUUGGACUCCCCCAAAACUGCAGAUAAAAGAGUUAUGUAAACUAAAAAUAAAUAUAUGCAAUGUUACUAAUGACAUAAAAAAAAGGAACUGACCUCAUGAAAAAAAGAACAAGACACUAUCAAAAAGACAGAGCAGGCUUCAAAAACAACCAAACAGGAGUUAUAGAAAUAAAAAUGUGAUCUUUAGCCUGGAAAAAGACUCAAUGGAUGGGUUAGAAAAGCAAAUUAGAUACCGCUGAAGAGAAGAUUACUGAAGUGAAAUAUAGAUAUGAAGAAAUUAUCCAGAAUUCAGCACAAAGAGACGGAAAAUAUUAGAGAGAAAUUAAAUAUAAAAUGGAGGACCAAAUGAGAUGGCCUAAAGUUAUCUGAAAGUAAUUCCAGAGGAAGAUGAUAGACUGGAUUUGAAGCAAUAUUUUAAGACAAAAUAGCUGAGAAUUUUCCAGAUACAUGAAAGACAAACAUUCUUAGAUUCAGGAAUCAAAUGACUUAGAAUUCUGUACCUAGAUAAACUUGCACACAAGAGUAAGGGUGAAGUGAAAACAUUUUUAACCAAAGAUGCUCCCAGCAAAAAUUGCUAAACAAUGUAUUUAGAGAAGGAAGAUAGAUCCAGAAGGAAAGUCUGAGAUGCAAGGAGAAAUGCAAGCAAAAAAAGUGAUAUUCCUAAGGAUGAAUCUAAAGGAGUACUGACCAUAUAAAAUAGGGGCCAGCUAACUGUGGCCUAUUUUUGUGUGAUCCUCCAGCUGGGAAUGGUUUAUAUUUUUAAAUAUGUCUUUAAAAAAUCAACAAAAGAAUGUGCAACAGAAACCAUAUGGCUGCAAAGCCUGAAAUAUUUACUAUCUAGACCUUUACAGAAAAAGCUUUCUGACUCUUAGUUUAAAACAACAGCAAUAAUGACUAAUUUGGGCAAUAUAAAAAAGAACUGAAAUACUGAAAAUGUAAGGUACAAGUGGGACAAUGAGAGCUCCAGUACACUGCAGUUCUUAUAUUGUCAAGCCUUCAAGGCAAUACAGGGAAAUGAAGACUUAAUCUAAGAGAACCUAGGGUCAGGGGAAGCAUAGAAAAAACAGGGUAAAUACAGAAAAACAGAGCAACAUGGAUGAAAAUGAUCCCAGCAUAACAGCAAUACAGUAACAAUAAAUGGACUAAACUCAUCAGUUAGGAGCACAGAUUGUCAGGUUGCUUUUAAAAAUACAGGCACUGGUUAUUUACAAGAAACACACCUGCUACACUGGAAUUCCGAAAAGACGAAAGUAAAAGAAUGGGAAACUACACGACAGGUAAAUAAUAACCAAAGGAAGCUGGAUUUGCUGCAUUGGAAGAAAGAGACCUAAAGCUGAAGCACUUGGGAGAUGGGGGCUUGUUGCAGUGGAGAAGGAACUGUACCAGGAUGUGCAGCAGGCCCGUGAGCUUGAGUUGGGCUUUUCAAACCUAAGAACUAGACAUACCUUUUUCUCUUCCCUGAUCAACAUGCUUUUUGGUAUCUUUUCACCAAAAUAGACAAGUGUUUCCUCCCAAGUCUGGGGUUGAGAACCUCCAUGAUCUGAGCAGGUGUCCUGGGGAGCCGGAGGGCACCAUGCUUCCUGCCUCACAAACGCACACUGAUGGCCAGCUCUGGGGCCUGCAGGACUGCCUGGCGCACGACCGAAGGCCUCAGGUCUCCAGUGCGUGUCGCCUGGGCUCCUGGAGUUGGUAGGGCCCCUCCUUGUUGGUCAUUCUUGCAUGCGUGAGCCAAACACGUGGGCAUGUUUUGAAAUUGGAUCUCUGUUCUUCAGAACUGUCACCAUUUACAGUUCAUCCCGUACCCACAGAUAACACUUGCUACUACAUUCUUCAUCUUUUUCUCUCUCUUAAUGAUCAGCUUUUCAUAAUCAUAGGCCUCUUCGGGCUAGCACUUUUCGUACAUCACACUUGGCAGGAUGUAGAUGUGGGUAAGGUACCGGCUCAAACACAAUAAGCCUGUGCCGGUAGUUGGAGCUAGAGGUUCAGAUUCACACAGAUGGAUUUAUUUAACAAAAAUCUUGCUAUUGCCACCAGCACUAUUGUUCGUACCUGCCGUGUUCCCACGACUUUUACCACCUAAUUGUCGCAAACACCUUUCAUGCACCAAGCAGAGCAGCUGGAGGCAUCUUAUCUGUAGGAGGGGCCCCUGUUCUCUCCAGCUUGAACUCACCUCAUACAAGGGACUCCUAAGCUCCUACUUGAACCACCAGCACCUAAGAAAAUAGAAGAGUUUCUGCCUUCUAGAGCUCUGGCCUGAGGCUUGGGGUGGGGCCAUGUGUUUGGUUUUUAAGUAGCCCCUCGAGACCCUCCAGCACCCCUUCCCUGCCUCCCCUGGACCCGUGAUCCACCCUGGGUCUGAGGGCAUCUGCUGCCCUCUAAGAACGAGGGGCCACGUCCAGGGAGAGCCCUCCCAUGGGCUGAUGUCACACUUGGGGAGAGACUGGAUCCACACUGGAAAAUGCACUAGUUAAAUUGGAGGUAGCACAAUCAUUUGUCUGGAUUUGCAGGUGGCGUUGAGCCCUCGAACAUGUGAAGGGCACGGAGUUAAAGCUCUGGGUCCGGCGAGGAGCCAAGGCUGAGGCAGUGAUGCUGGUGGAAAGCCCUGGGCCCCGGCCAGGCCUGGCCUCCAAGGGGCUCCCAGUGGGGUACGGCUGUCCUGUGACGGCCUCUUCAGACCCCAGGGCUGGCGCCAGAGGAGGUGCUCACCUGACUUUAGAGUCACCUGAGAAGCUCGCAGGGCCACCCACUGGGCCACCCGCAUUAUGGUCCUCUUGUCUUUAUUUCCUUUUUCCCACUGUGGACAUUUCAUGAUUGGAUUAAUUUUAGUCUAAACGUGACUUGAACCCAGAAGUAGUUCAGGCUGCAUCUCUCCCAAAAGCCUUGUUUUCAGGGCAGCUCCUGGUUCUUCGUGGACCCUCAUCAGACAGCCCUGCCCACAUCAGACAGCCCUGCCCACAUCAGACAGCCCUGCCCACAGGAGCCCAGGCCUCCGGCUGAGCAUGCAGGCCCCGCUGCUCUUGCAGGGAGGCCACCCCAGGGAAGGUGCUGUGGGGAGAGAGCCACCCGCCCAGGCCUUGCGGGCCAGGUCCUCAUGGUGCCCACGGCGUGGGCCGCCCUGUGCCUGCUCCAGUAACAGGUGGGCUCACCUUUGUUUUG